Messenger RNA from Rana temporaria (common frog), 593 nucleotides. Its product is annotated as dedicator of cytokinesis protein 9-like. Gene Ontology annotation, molecular function: guanyl-nucleotide exchange factor activity. NCBI's taxonomy places the organism in Eukaryota, Metazoa, Chordata, Amphibia, Anura, Ranidae. Bases 1 to 576 code for a protein of 191 amino acids. Gene Ontology annotation, biological process: positive regulation of GTPase activity; small GTPase-mediated signal transduction. The transcript has 4 exons. The record is from RefSeq and is a predicted model, not a curated record.
AUGUAUAAUAAUUCUGUAAUCAUUAAAUUCUACAGCAAAGGAACCAAACCAGAAAAGCUCCCAGUGCAUGUGUAUGAAGUAGAUGAAGAAGCGGACAAAGAUGAGGAUGCAGCAUCCCUCGGGUCACAGAAAGGGGGAAUCACUAAACAUGGCUGGCUGUAUAAGGGAAACAUGAACAGUGCAAUAAGCGUCACCAUGAGGUCUUUCAAAAGAAGAUUUUUCCACCUUAUUCAACUUGGUGAUGGCUCAUACAACCUAAACUUCUACAAAGAUGAAAAAAUUUCCAAAGAACCUAAGGGGUCAAUAUUCCUUGAUUCCUGCAUGGGUGUUGUACAGAACAACAAAGUAAGACGCCUUGCCUUUGAGCUGAAGAUGCAAGACAAGAGCAGUUAUCUUCUGGCUGCAGACAGCGAUGCUGAAAUGGAGGACUGGAUCAACACGCUUAACAAAAUCCUGCAGUUAAACUUUGAAGCUGCCAUGCAAGAAAAGAGGAACGGAGAGUCCCAUGAAGGUCUGAUAUCCUUAGAAAGCAUGCUGUCUCCCUUUUUACUUUUCAUCUGUGACAAUAAACUCUGAAGAUCCAUUACAGUUAA